AUGCAAGAAAGAUCUCAGAAAGAAGUACUGAAGGACAUCUUCGAACAGAAAGGAAUUACUAACCAUAUCCAAGCAACAUAUUACAAUAAGCUUGGAAAUCAAAUCUUGGCAAAAGGACCAGAAAAUUUGAAAGAACUAUUUCCAGUACUUGAUGCUUCAAAACAGGAUGAAACAUGGGAAAUGGGCUACACAUUAGUUUUAGAUUAUUUAGGCAGGAAGAAUAUGACAAAAACAAAGGAAACUGCAACUCAAUUCGUUAACGGUCAAAAUCCUAACAAAGCAGCUACAGUUGAAAAGCUUGGCUUACCAAAUACUUCAUCAUCACCGUUAUCUGACCUUAUCAGAGAUCAAAAGAUGUAUUUGCUAUUUAAUUCAGAUAAUUUCGAUUACGACUUACCACCAUCAUACUAUCUUUCUAAGCAAUAA
Messenger RNA from Trichomonas vaginalis G3, 426 nucleotides. RefSeq lists its product as uncharacterized. The record is from RefSeq and is a predicted model, not a curated record. NCBI's taxonomy places the organism in Eukaryota, Parabasalia, Trichomonadida, Trichomonadidae. The transcript has a single exon. Bases 1 to 426 code for a protein of 141 amino acids.